Molecule: messenger RNA, 1245 nt
Organism: Acipenser ruthenus (sterlet)
Lineage: Eukaryota; Metazoa; Chordata; Actinopteri; Acipenseriformes; Acipenseridae
Product: MKRN2 opposite strand protein-like
Exons: 4
Coding region: 121-777 (218 amino acids)
Source: RefSeq, a predicted model, not a curated record
UUGAUUCUAUGUCCUCCUGAAUGACGUCACUAAGGAUACAUUACUUUCUCGGAGCCACAACAAGCCACUUGUUACGUUACGUUUGUAUCGCCAGUUCCAGUAAAGCGCCCAGGAGCCCAAAUGGACAUGGACAAAGCCGGCGUGAUCAAAUUCCGUCAUUGUGGAAAGGACAUUUACUGUUUUUUUGUCCCAGAAUAUUGUCCUGUUUGUCGGGAGAGUUUAAGCUCCAGGACUCGGAGGCUAGAAGAAGCACCUGUCAGCAUUCCUAAUCCUUUUAUCAACGGACACAAGGUAACAAGUUCAUUUCUGGUAAAGCCUACCAAAGGAACAUUUCUCAGAGAGUAUGAUGGAAGUUCAGAUCUUCAUGUGGGAAUCACAUGUACUAAAGGUGUGGUGUAUAAUUAUAAUGAGGCUGGAGUCUGCAGAGAUGAGCAUGGCUGGGAGCAGUCUGUCAGCAUCCCCCUGGUACAGCCUGAUAUGUACAGUCUGAUAAACCAGUGGGAUUGCUACCUGGAGCAGUUCUCAUCGACUGACAUGUGGGAUCCUCAAAGAUAUGAAGAACACGAACACAACUGCUACACCUACGCCCUGACAUUUAUAAACUGUUUGCUCGCCACGCAGGGAAAGCGGCAGCUAACGAAAAGUGACUUCACAGAGAAGUUUGUUCUUCCGCGAACGAGGAGGGCUUCCAGAUACAUCACACUCUAUCAGGAGAUUUCCCACAAGUCUUUCUAUAUUGUGGACAGCUCCCAGCGAGAAGAAGACAGCUAUGUUUGAAUUGCAGGUCGAUCUAAACAGCGGAUAUUCCCCUGGGUAGGAAUGCAUUGAAAUCACUGCUGGUCAGUCACAAGAAGCUGAAAACUGAAAGCAUGUGUAUAAUGCGUUGUUCUGGUGUAACUGUGCAAUGUUUGCUGAGACCACAGUGCGUGUCAGCUGGGCACAUUAAUGUACAGUACUGUAUAUUAGUGUAUUGUAUGAUUUUAUGUUAGAGUUAAUCUAAAAGCAGCAGUUACAAAAAAUAUUUCUUGCUGUUAACAUUUAUUGUAAUAUUCUCUGAACUAUUAUAACAGUGGACCUAGGCUAGGUGACAUUGUACUAGUUAUAUCAAAAGUGUUUAUGUACAUGUAGGUCUUGUGUUUAAAUGAAACUACAAAUUAACCAGGUUUACCUGACCUGCUUGUGACUGCUGCACUGUGUUCAGAACCUUCUUGUGAUUGCAUAAACGAUGUAAUGCUUUUGAAAGAA